AUGACCAAAGGAGUUGAAAAGUUUUUUGAUGUGGUAGGACUAGAAGUAAAUCCAGCAAAGUCAGCCACUAACACCGAGGUAUGCACUGAUAAACCGGCGCUAUUAGAAGAAACUCAAGGGUAUAAAUACCUUGGAAUAGUGGAAGACAGGACUGAUAUAACAUAUUUUGGCACUGCGUUGUUAGAUGAUGAUAAUGAUGAUGAUGGUAAUAGUGAUGAUGAUGAUGAUGAUGAUGUUGGUAAUGGUGAUGGUGAGUUGAUAGUUGUAACUGAAUGA
This is a messenger RNA of Thelazia callipaeda (thelaziosis nematode), 276 nucleotides long. The record is from the annotation of a GenBank genome assembly. NCBI's taxonomy places the organism in Eukaryota, Metazoa, Nematoda, Chromadorea, Rhabditida, Thelaziidae.